GCCCCCCCCCGCUCGCGGCGCCGAGCGCGCGGGGCCUCGAGUCGGGGAACUCUUUGACGGCGGGUCCCGAGGUUGCUGCGGACGCCGCUGCAGGACAGGAGGCGGCCCGUCGGUUCGCGCGGGAGCGCGGCCUGAUCGCGACGGCCAAUGGCGACAGUGUGGGGCCGGUCAGGAACAUGCUCGCGGCGACGUGCGACGAGCGCUUCUUGGUGGCCGCGCAGGAGCACCGCGCGAAGGCGGAGCAGCCGCCGCAGCUGGAGCGCGACCUGCAGGACUUGGGCUGGCGCGGGGUGCUUGCGGCCGCGGAGAAGACCGAGCGCGGCGGCGCCAGCGGCGGCGUGGCGGUCCGGGCCCGCAGCGACGUUGGCGUCCGCGCAGCUGGCGGUGUCGUGAGCGCGUACCUGGUCCCAGCCGUCGGUGCGGAGGGCCCUGUCAACCUCGCCCAACUGCACGCGCUGGCGCUCUACCUCGCGGAGCUGGGGCGGCUGGGCUACGACUGGAUCGUGAUCGGGGAUGGGGGCGCCCGCGCUCUGCAAGUCCUUGCCGGGGGGGUGCUGGACUACGCGGUGGUCUGCAGCAACCGCAUCCUGAGGAUCGGCGGGGCGUUCGUGCGGGAGGGCGCUCUCCUGCCCGCGCGCCUCGCCGUGGACUUCGCGAUCCUGGGUGAGGAUCGCGCCCCGUGGCGGCGCUUGCCCAGGGAGCCUGCCCCGCUGCCCCCCGUGCGCGCGGGAUGCGCGGGGCCGCCGCCGGUGGGGCUGCGGGGCGCGGCGCGUCGCCAGAUCGGCCAGGAGACUGCGCGGGGCGAGCUGCAGGACUGCCGGGGCACGACGCUGCCUGGGAUCGAGCGACGCCUGGCCCUGCCUGGCGUGGUCAAGAACCUGGCCGCGCUGAUGGCCUUCUUCCGACGCGUGCAGGGUACCGAGCAAGUGUGGGACGAGGUCCCCGGCGACGUUGCCGACCUUUACCGCCCCGGCCCGGGCCUCUUCAUGCUGGGCGGCCUCGAGGCGCGCGUGGCCGAGCUCGUCGCGCGGCAUGCGACACGGGCGCAGGAGCGCCUCGAGCUCGUCGGGGCGGACUGCCAGGGCGGGCCUGCCCAGCUCGCCGACCAGGCCAUGGACGAGUGGGAGCACCUGUGGGUGGCCCAAGGCGCCGCCAGAGCGGCCACCCCAGGUGGCGCGGCCAGCUGGCCCGAGCUGCCCUCGAUCAGCGGCGUGGAUGUCAGGCGCGCGCUGGGCGCGUUCCCGUGGCGGACGGCCGCGGGCCGGUCCCGACUGCAUCCGCGGCAGUUGUGGUUCGCGUCGGACGACGCCAUGGCGGCGCUGGCGGCCCUGGUCACGCGGUGCGAGGAGUUGUUGCGUUGGCCGUCGGAGAGGAUUUUCCGCGUGAUGGUCCGACUGCCCGAGCCAGAUGGCAAUGGGCGUCGCCUGAUCACCCUGGCCAACACCAUCAUCCGUGUUUGGGCGCGGGUGCGCCGGCCGGUGUCGCAGCACUGGGUCAGGGACAACCCCGACCAGGCGAUUUUCGGGACGCGGAGCAGGGCCACUGCUACGGCGUCCGCGCUCCAGCACAACAUCCAGGCGGAGAUCGCGCAUCUCCUCGGGGAGGCCAGUUGGGCGGUGAUCAUGGCCCAUGGGUCCUGGAGCCGCGACGUGGUGGCCAACGGCAGCCUCCUCGCGGGCUGCGCGUGCAGCGCGGCGCUGCUGACGUUGCUGCUGAUCGAGGCCGCGGUGCGCCUGCGCGGCGUCGCGGAGCAGCUGGCCCCACGAUCGCUGAUGGACGACCUCGCGAUGCAGUGGAUCGGCCAAGUGGGCGACGGGCGCGUGGCCAAGCUGCGCGCGGCCGUCCAGGGUUUCACGGAGCAGGUGCGGCCGCUGGGCAUGCAGGUCAAGAUGGCCAAGUCGGGCUGCUUGGCCACCUCGCAGGAGGCCAGGAAGGAGUUUCGGCCAGCCGCGUCCGCGCUGGCGCUGCCCGAGCGGCGGGGGCCCCGCAACCUGGGCCACGACGAGCGCGGGAAGGCUGUGCGCAGGCCAGUGGCGCAAGCCAGGGUGGCCGAAUUCCAGGCGCGGCAGCGCCGCGUCGACGCGCUGGUCAGGAUGGCGGGGCCCAUG
Messenger RNA from Prorocentrum cordatum, 2108 nucleotides. Lineage: Eukaryota; Dinophyceae; Prorocentrales; Prorocentraceae. The record is from the annotation of a GenBank genome assembly.